Molecule: messenger RNA, 2205 nt
Organism: Cutaneotrichosporon cavernicola
Lineage: Eukaryota; Fungi; Basidiomycota; Tremellomycetes; Trichosporonales; Trichosporonaceae
Gene: ain1
Exons: 17
Coding region: 1-2205 (734 amino acids)
Biological process (GO): actin filament bundle assembly; actin cytoskeleton organization
Cellular component (GO): cell junction; actin filament bundle; actomyosin contractile ring
Molecular function (GO): calcium ion binding; actin lateral binding
Source: RefSeq, a predicted model, not a curated record
AUGCGCACAACAGCCUUCUCUCCACCCCAGUAUCCCCCAUCGUCGCCGCAACCCUCGCCGCGCCCCCACUCGAUCUACGGUCGCAGCGGCCUCAGUGGCCUCAAUGCCGUGACGUCUCCCCAGUCGCCGACCCCGACAACACCGACGCACAAUGGCUUCUCGUUCACCUCGAACACGCUCGAGCGCACGCGCUCAAUGGGCCCAGCGACGCCAUCACACUCGCGCAGUCAAAGCACGGUGACGAUCGUCGACAAGCUCGGCCGUGGCGGACACUCGAGAGGCGAGAGCUUCUCGGUGGCUGUACCUACUCCCGGCAUUGGUGGGGAGUUGGCAUGGACCGAAGUCCAGAGCCGGACGUUCUGCAAAUGGCUCAAUACCAAGCUCGAGGCGAGGGGUUUCGAGCCCAUGACCUCGCUCGAGAAGGACUUUAGCGAUGGCGUCAAGCUCAUCCAGCUCCUGGAAAUCAUGUCCGAGACGAGCCUCGGACGGUAUACACGCAAGCCAGUUAUGCGUGUACAGAAGGCUGAGAACGCGUCCAAGGCCCUGCAGUUCAUCCGUGACCGAGGCGUCAAGCUCACCAACAUUGGCCCAGAGGACAUUGUCGACGGCAACGUGAAGCUCAUCCUGGGAAUGAUCUGGACUCUUAUCCUGCGGUUCACCAUUUCGGGCAUCACCGAGGAGGGCCUCUCGGCCAAGGACGGUCUGUUGCUCUGGUGUCAGCGGAAGACAACGCCCUAUGCCGAGGUGGAUGUACAGAACUUCCGGCAAAGCUGGACCGAUGGCCUUGCCUUCUGUGCUCUUAUCCACCGGCAUAGACCGGAACUGCUCGACUGGGAUCACUUGGACAAGCAUGAUGGCAGAGGCAACACUGAACUGGCCUUCAAGAUCGCCGAGGAGAGCCUAGGCAUCCCCCGGCUGCUCGAGGUGUCUGACAUAUGCGAUGUUGUCAUCCCGGACGAGCGCUCGGUAAUGACAUACGUAGCCGAGUUCUUCCACAAGUUCUCGUCUGAGGACAAGGCGUCUACUGGCGCUCGCCGUGUGGACAAAUUCGCCGAGGUCAUGAACAGCAUGACCACUGCUCGCAACGACUUCGAGCGUCGCAUGGCGGCCUUGCUUCAGGCUCUUGUCAAGACACGCACAGCGUGGUCGGCUGCCGAAGCGCCUGCAUCGUAUCCCCAAGCAAUGGCCCAGAAGACCGAGUUCAUGGAGCACAAAAAGACAAGCAAGAGGUCAUGGGUGCGCGAACGCCAGGAGUUGGCACAACUGUACAGCAACAUCCAGACCAAACUGCGCACGUACUCGCUCCGAUCAUGGGAACCACGCGAGGGUCUUAGGCUCGAGGACUUGGAGGCAAGCUGGGCUGAACUGAUGGCGGCCGAGGUCGCGCACAGCCGCAACAUUAACGCGAGGAUUCGAGACAUCAAGGAGGCUCUCAGGAAAGAAUUCGCUCGCGUAGCUGAGAGCUUCAUUGAACGGGUGCAGAAAGUCGAGCAGUCGAUCGGAUCGUUGAGCGGCGCUCUUCAGGACCAGAAGAAGCAGCUCUUGUUAUUGUCCGAUCAUCUCCCAGCCAUGCGCACCUUCCUUGUCAAUGACAUUGACGAGGUCAACCAGCGAUGUGCCGAGGCCAAGGUCGACGAGAACGACUACACGGCGUUCACCUACGAGGACCUAGAGUUCGAGUUAGAGAUCGCGGAGGAAGGUCUGCGCAAGAAGAUUGCGUUCGUGGAGAAUCAGAUGAUCUCGGCCUCGCACACCAACAUCACACCGGCCAAGCUGGAGGAGUUUGAGUCGACGUUCAAACACUUUGACAAGGAUGGCACAAACACUCUCACCGUGUACGAGAUGCACUCGGCCCUCGCAAGUCUGGGCAUCGUGUACCCUGAUGAGGAGGUCGAGGCCAUCUACGCGCAACUCGAGAGACAAUUCGGCACUUUGACAUACGAGGCAUGGCUCACUCUCUUGGUUGAGAUUACCAAGGACGACGCGUCGUCUGCGGACCAACUGCGUGAGGCAUUCCGCGACGUUGCAGGGGACAAGGGCUACGUAACCGAGUCGGAUCUCAGGUUCGCCAACCUCUCACCCGAGUCGGUCCGCUACCUCGCCGAGGCCAUGCCUGCUGUGCCGUCAGAGGCAGUUGGUGGCGGUGUACCAGGGUUUGACUACUACGGGUUCUUGGACCAGUCAUUCGCGAGGAGCUCGGGGUAG